Molecule: messenger RNA, 1490 nt
Organism: Rotaria sp. Silwood2
Lineage: Eukaryota; Metazoa; Rotifera; Eurotatoria; Philodinida; Philodinidae
Source: the annotation of a GenBank genome assembly
AUGGAUCCAAUGCUAUUAUUGGUAAUUCAUGCUUUAUCAGGUUGUGACACAACGUCAUUUAUUCGAAAUGUUUCUAAAACAAAUAUGUUUCGAACAUUUUUCUCUCAUACGCAUCGAUAUUCAGGUCUUAAUGGAUUUUUUGAAUCACCACUAUCGGAAGGAUCAAUGGCAACUGCUGAGCGUUUACUAUUGGAUUGCUAUUCAACAUCCAACAAUUCAUCAAGUCUUGACGAACUUAGAGCAUCAAUAGCUGUAUCAGCAUUUAAACAAAACCGAUCAAAAUUUAUUGCUCCUACUCUCCCACCAACUACAAAUGGUUUUCAUCAUCAUUGUCAAAGAGCAGCACGGCAGGUCCAAAUAUGGAAUCAAGUAUAUCAUCCAGACAUUAUAAUUGAACCAAUUGAUAAAUCAGAUGGUUAUGAAAUAAUUCAUGAUCAAAUUCAAUUGAAAUGGUUAUCGGUUAGUUAUAUUCCAUCAGAUCCUCGUUUAUCAAUAUGUGGCAAGUGCUCCAGCGACUGUCAUCGAUGUUCAUGUGGAAAAAAUGGCCUCAUUUGUACAAUUUUAUGUAAAUGUUCAAAGAAAAAAUGCCAAAAUCGAAAUCAUAAUUCACAAGUUUUUCAAUUUAAUCAACUUAUCAUGGACAAUUCGGAAUGUGAUGUAAAUAUGACUACAUACAGUCAAGAUGUUAAUCAAACAGAUAUGGCAAACAGUGAUAAUGAAGCAUCAGUACCAACAGAUUCCUCAACAUCGUGUUGUGAAUCUGCAUUCGAUGGGGAUGUAUCUUUUACUCAACCUCAAUUGACGCCACGGUUUGGUAUUCACUCUUCAUCAUCAUUUGUAAGUGAAACAAAUACUACCGCUGUCAAGUCUUACUUUAGUUUUAUUCUAGAAUGUAACUCCUUCGCGAAUGUCCUCAUCUCAACCAGCAACGUCAACACCACGUUUCUCGUCGAAUAUUUACAAAACAGUGCCAUAUCUCAAAUGAAUAGAACAGAUCUUUAAUUUUAUUUUUUUGUAAAGUUGUUAAAAAAUGUUUUUUAAACUUGAUAUUUUUUUUUUAAUCACACUAAUAAACAUAACAAACAACAAUACUGACUCUUAUACUGAAACACAACACCAUGUAGUAAAAGACGAUACUAAAUCAAAAAGCAGUUGACAUUGGUCUUGGGAAAUAAGGGGAAUUAAAUAGAUGACAACGAUAAUUUCAAUACAGUGAAUAAUACUGAUGAGGCUAGGCUAUCACACACUUAGUCAUCUAAGAAUGUUUUAACCAAUCAGAUAGCGAAUCGCGCGCAUGUGGCGCCAAAUUUCACGUGAAACCACUUUUUUUCCAGAAAAAAUAAUAUACAUUUCAAUAAAAACGGUGUCUGAUAAUUUCUAUGAAAUUUAUUUCUUCUGAUCUCAAUAUUUUUUUAACGCCUUUGUUACAAGUGUAUUUCAACAUAUCUUAUCGUUUCUGUGCAUGUUUUAUUCUGUCGGUCCACGUACUA